Messenger RNA from Melanotaenia boesemani (Boeseman's rainbowfish), 1025 nucleotides. RefSeq lists its product as uncharacterized. The annotation marks the transcript as partial. Lineage: Eukaryota; Metazoa; Chordata; Actinopteri; Atheriniformes; Melanotaeniidae. The transcript has 7 exons. The record is from RefSeq and is a predicted model, not a curated record.
CCUGAAGUCUAAAUUUGCUCCCCACCCCAAGUUACAGCACAGCACUUCACAGCAGACAGCACUCUCAACUGUGGUUUGCAGUCAACAUUGUGGGCUCGACAGUAACUUGAGAUUUACUGCACAAAAAGUUCAUCCUUCCGUUGCUGUCUGAAGCACAGGAGAUGCUGGCAAAGGUGGAAUAUGGAGGAGUGCAAAAAUAUAUCAAAGUUCCACAAAACGAAGAAUGCUUUGACUUCUUCCAGUUUCUUCAAGAUGUAACCGACAAAUUUAGUCUGCGGGCUCAACUUCUCUCUGAAGGUGUGCUUGUGUUAACGGAUACAUCGGGCACUGAAGUUGAUGUUGACAUAUUUGAUGAGCUGUUAAAAUCUGGAGUCCAAAACUUCAAAGUUGGAUACAAACAGCAGCCAAUUAUGGAUCUUACAAUUAAUUUGGUGGAAGAAGAAUCACCAAAUACAUCAGGGUCAUCAUUAUCAGGCCCCCCACCUUCACCAGCUUCAAUAUCAAACUCUUCAGCAUCUUCCACUUCAUCAGACUCAACUAUACCCCUUCCAUCAGCAAAAAACAAAAGAGAGGAUCAGAAAGAGAUGGAUCGUGAUGAGGCGAAGCAGAGGGUUUAUUCUAUUUUAAGGUCCAACCCAAAGGGUGAGGAAAUCCUUAAGGAGUAUGACAAAACUAAAACAUUGUCAGAUGCAACACGAAGACAGAUGGUCAAUAUUCUGGUUGCUGAAAUGACAGAUUCAUAUGGGAGGAUUCCACCCAUAAGUACCCGAACCAGCUAUGCACUGGGAAUUGUGACCCUUUUCCCCUAUCUCCAAGAUCCAUACUCAAAAAAUGGAUUUGAACAUUAUUAUGAUCCAGAGGCCAAUACUGGCUAUCUUGCUUGGAGACUCAAGACAGUCCAACGUAACACCCCUCAUGGCACCCGUUUGCAUUCAAGGCCUGAUUACCUGGAAGGUCCAAAAACCCAAAGAGAUUCUCUUUUAAUUGGUGGACAGCUCUGUGGUGAGGAGUACAGAGAGGCUCUC